This is a messenger RNA of Caenorhabditis auriculariae, 2195 nucleotides long. The record is from the annotation of a GenBank genome assembly. NCBI's taxonomy places the organism in Eukaryota, Metazoa, Nematoda, Chromadorea, Rhabditida, Rhabditidae.
AUGCAAAAGAGUAAACAGAGUACGGGAGAUCAGAACCGAGAGCCUGAGGUCAACGGCGCCGACGAGAACCCGCGAAAACGGCCGGCGACCCGAGCGAAGGGACCGAGCGCCCGAUUUCCCAGUCCUUCUUCUUCCAUCUUGCUCGCUGGUCGUUUCCUUCCAACAAUGUGUUGAUCGAUAUAGAGGUUAUCCAAAAUCUUGUUUGAUUAUCUUCAAGAACUUUCCCUUAUUUCUUCAAUUCUCACGUUUCAAUUGAGCUAACUUCUCGAGAAUUUCUUACAAAAGCGCCGAAAUCCAUUUUCUAUUUUUUUUUCUCGCUGUUCGCUUCUUUUCGUCAUUCUGAUAACCAAUACAGAUUUCCUCUAAUCUCUGUUUUGAUCAUCAUGAUGACUCAUGUUUUCCUCUUUUUUUUCCUGUCUCGCGAAGCUUUUUUCUACUUAUAUUUUUAUCAGAAAGAUCUCCAUUUGACACUUUUCAUGUGGAAUUUAAAUUCGUUCAAAAGUUUUUCGACUGCCUUAAAGAAUUAUCAAAAACGGAUUUCUCCGUUUCUUUUUUUAUUAGAACAUGAGAACGUUAAUCACAAGUUUCGUUCGAGAGUUUUGUUUUUUUCUAUCGUCUUGAUUUCUUUUUUUAAAUAAUUCGACAUAUUUUUUUGAAUUUUUUUCAAAAAGUCCUUGAUGUUUCUCUCAUAUUUUGCUCGUUUUUUUGAUCAAUAUUUUGAUAAUAAUUUUUUUCAGUAAAUAAAAAAACUGUGAUGUCUGCAACUGGCUUGACCCCAGCUGAUCGUACCGCCCGCUCCAUGAAUCGCAAUCCCGUUGCCAGUGCGUUUUGUUUUUGUUUGAUUUUUUUAUUCAAAAUUUAAUGGCUGGUUCAUUUCAAAAAACUUGCUCCAAAACAAGGAAUAGUACUAAACCGAAAUGGCGCAUAACAAGUUCGCGCCUAACAAUUUUGAAGCAAAUUCGAGGUGCCGAUGAUUUUUUUUCGCACUUCGAAUCAUGUUCUCUGUCCCUAAUGAGCACGUCUUGAAGAAAUAAAAAAAUUCAUUGACAUCGAUUGCAGAUGAGAACAACGGAGGCAGAAUCUCGCGUCCUCGGAAACGUGCGGCCUCAUCUCAUAUUGGUGGACCAAGUUCGAAUGAGAUCAACACCUCGUCGCACAAGCGAUUCCGUUCAUCACCAAGAGAUGAUAUUUGCGAAGAGGUGAGUAUGCAUAGUGAACCAUUUUUCAUAGAAGGCCUCAUUCAGAAGUCGAAGGCUAAAAAACCGAAAACCCCAGAGCUGGAUCUCCCGGGAGCUUCGCCGACUCACACUAACGUCAAUUUAUUUGAGGUUCCUUGAACGAUGUUUUUGCUGUCCGGACUUCUCGAAGAUCGAAAUAACCGACUAAGCUGUUUCUUUCACUCAAAAUUAGGCCAUGAAUGUUGGUGAUCAUCUAUAUUUUUAUCAAGUGUUCAUAGUGAGAUGAACAAUAACAACACCGAUCAUUUCCAACCGGCCAACUCAAAAUAAAACAUCCUUUUUUGAGAAGAAAUUCAUAGGAGAUUUGCAAAUAUUGAUUAGUAUCGGACAUAUCCUAAAACUGAUUUGCAGGAUGAAAACGACGACGCGACGGAGCCAAUGUAUGAGCAUGGCCUCCCGAUCUGUGAACCUGCUGUAAAGUCCGGCUACCGUAAAUACUCACACUACGUAAUAUUCCUCUGAAUUUUUUUUUUCUGAUUUGAAGCUUUCGACAAUAGAGAUUUAUUUCCAAAACUCAUUUUUCAGAAAGACGCGCGGAAGGUUCGCAGAUGGGUUAAGAGCGGUCGGCAAGCCUUGAGAUCGUCGUGUGAUUCUGGACAGGACGAUGUUCCUUUCGAAGCGCCAUUUAUGGCAGGUCUGUAAUGUUUUUUGAAACUGAAAUAGAAUUAAAAAUAGAGACGCAUUCAAAACUCAAAAUGGUAGACGGUCAGCUCAAUUUUCACCUCAAUAAGCCUUAAAAAUUUAAAACUGUCCUUUCUCCUGUGCUUUUCUUACGGAAGGUGAAAAGAGUGUAUCGCGAGAAAAUGAGGUGCAGAAGGCCUUUUUAUCAAACUCCCUUUUGAUUUUUUCGUUUUUUCUUUUCAUAACCAAAGUCUUUCAGAAAAUGGAUUCGAUCUGCCCGCCGGGACGUCGUCAGAGACUUACUACGAACCCCAGAACACCAACAAUGAAGCUUAA